UAUAAGGAGAGCUGCGGUCAGGCGGGCGGCCCCUUAGCGUCGCGCAGGGACGGAGACGAGGUGGCGGUACCUGGCUGGGCAUAGGCAAGAGCAAGAGAGCGGCUCCUUGUAGGCUGUGUGCGCCCCGCUGUCAGCAUGGGGGAUCAGGCUUUGAGCUUCCUUAAGGACUUCCUGGCAGGUGGCAUCGCCGCCGCCGUCUCCAAGACCGCGGUCGCCCCGAUCGAGAGGGUCAAACUGCUGCUGCAGGUCCAGCAUGCCAGCAAACAGAUCAGUGCAGAGAAGCAGUACAAGGGUAUCAUUGAUUGUGUCGUGAGAAUCCCAAAGGAGCAGGGCUUUCUCUCCUUCUGGAGGGGUAACCUGGCCAACGUGAUCCGGUACUUCCCCACCCAAGCUCUCAACUUCGCCUUCAAGGACAAGUACAAGCAGAUCUUCCUGGGGGGCGUGGAUCGGCAUAAGCAGUUCUGGCGCUACUUCGCUGGUAACCUGGCUUCCGGCGGGGCAGCUGGUGCCACCUCCCUCUGCUUUGUCUACCCGCUGGACUUUGCUAGGACCAGGCUGGCUGCCGACGUGGGCAAGGGAUCUGCCCAGCGUGAGUUCAGUGGGCUAUUCGACUGUCUCAGCAAGAUCUUCAAGUCUGAUGGCGUGAAGGGUCUCUACCAGGGUUUCAGUGUCUCUGUCCAAGGCAUCAUCAUUUACAGAGCUGCCUACUUCGGAGUCUAUGACACUGCCAAGGGGAUGCUGCCGGACCCCAAGAAUGUGCACAUUAUCGUGAGCUGGAUGAUUGCCCAGAGUGUGACGGCGGUUGCAGGGCUGGUGUCCUAUCCGUUUGACACUGUCCGUCGUAGAAUGAUGAUGCAGUCUGGCCGGAAAGGGGCUGACAUUAUGUACACGGGGACACUUGACUGCUGGAGGAAGAUUGCAAAAGAUGAAGGAGCCAAUGCUUUCUUCAAAGGUGCCUGGUCCAAUGUACUGAGAGGCAUGGGUGGUGCUUUUGUAUUGGUAUUGUAUGAUGAAAUCAAAAAAUAUGUCUAAGGUAAUUAAAACUCAAGUUCACUGGCUCCCAGUGGACUUGGUUCACAAGUUCACAGAUCCAUUGUGUGGUUUAACAGACUAUUAUUCUUAAGGAAAUAAAAAGACAGAUCUUGGAUAAAACCAGACCAUCAGGAAUACCUCGGAAAAAUGCUUCAUUGAGUAUUCAUUAAACCACAAAUGUAUUUUGUAUUUAUUUUAUUUACAUUUAGAUUCCCACAGCAAACAGAAGAUAGCUUAUCAUACUUGUUCAAUUAAUUAACUGAAGAACUAAUAAUGACAACAAAAGUAACCAAAUGUGAAUCAUUAAUAAAGACUACUCAAUA
Molecule: messenger RNA, 1355 nt
Organism: Microtus ochrogaster (prairie vole)
Lineage: Eukaryota; Metazoa; Chordata; Mammalia; Rodentia; Cricetidae
Gene: Slc25a4
Product: solute carrier family 25 member 4
Biological process (GO): mitochondrial ADP transmembrane transport; mitochondrial ATP transmembrane transport; negative regulation of mitochondrial outer membrane permeabilization involved in apoptotic signaling pathway
Cellular component (GO): mitochondrial inner membrane
Molecular function (GO): ATP:ADP antiporter activity
Source: RefSeq, a predicted model, not a curated record